AUGUCCGAGACUCGAGACCUCUUCGGCGGUGCCAUCACCGCCCAGUUCCCCACCGGUUUCCUCGAUGCAAGCCAGCUGCGACAGGUGCCGGACAACCAGGAGGUGCUGAUCCGAAACGACUCCGACGUCAGCUGCAUCAUCGAGGUGCUCCAGCUGGCCACCGAAGAAGGAGCCGGACAGGACCUCGACAAGGCCAUCAGGUUCCACUUUGGAUCCCUCGCCCACGACAACUCGGCCUCGAGCUCCAACAUCGAAAGCGUCCGCCACCUCGAGCCGGCGCCGUCGACGGUGCAGCAUGAGGAGCCUGCUCCCACCCCGAGGCCCUCGCUGCUGGUCGGCACGCAGGUGAUCAAGAAGUUUGGCAAGGCUACGGAGCCGGACGACCUGGUCAGGAUCCGACUGGCGCUGUGGCGCCUCGAGGGCAAGAGCGUCGACCUCGUCAUGAGCCUCAACGAGCCGCUUCCCAGGGGCACCGCUGCUGAGGCGGCCCCCAGCGCGGACCUCGAUGCCGCCUUCGAGCAGGCUGCGGCCAGCCUCAAGAUCCGCGACUGGUCGCUCUUUGCUUGA
This is a messenger RNA of Pseudozyma flocculosa PF-1, 567 nucleotides long. RefSeq lists its product as uncharacterized. Lineage: Eukaryota; Fungi; Basidiomycota; Ustilaginomycetes; Ustilaginales; Ustilaginaceae. The record is from RefSeq and is a predicted model, not a curated record. Gene Ontology annotation, cellular component: nucleus. Gene Ontology annotation, biological process: protein import into nucleus. The coding region runs from base 1 to 567 and encodes 188 amino acids. The transcript has 3 exons. Gene Ontology annotation, molecular function: guanyl-nucleotide exchange factor activity; small GTPase binding.